CCAUCAGUCGCUGAAGGGUCCGCCAUGGUUACCGUUCCUAAGACUCGCAAAACCUAUUGCAAGCGCUGCAAGAAGCAUACCGGUCAAAAGGUUACCCAGUACAAGACCGGUAAGGCUUCCUUGGUCGCCCAGGGUAAGAGGCGUUACGAUAGUAAGCAGGCCGGUUUCGGAGGUCAGACCAAGCCUGUCUUCCGUAAGAAGGCUAAGACUACUAAGAAGAUCGUCCUUAAGUUGGAGUGCACCAAGUGCAAGUGCAAGCGUAUGAUGCCCAUCAAGCGUUGCAAGCAUUUCGAGCUCGGCGAUAGCUCUAAGAAGAAGGCCGAGGCCGCCUUGUACGGUAAGAAGCGAUAAAUGUCUAGGCAGCUUGCUAUUGACUGGUCCGCUUCAGUGAUGUUU
Molecule: messenger RNA, 396 nt
Organism: Perkinsus marinus ATCC 50983
Lineage: Eukaryota; Perkinsozoa; Perkinsida; Perkinsidae
Product: 60S ribosomal protein L42, putative
Exons: 3
Coding region: 25-351 (108 amino acids)
Biological process (GO): translation
Cellular component (GO): ribosome; cytosolic large ribosomal subunit
Molecular function (GO): structural constituent of ribosome
Source: RefSeq, a predicted model, not a curated record